GACGAAGAAUCGCCAUGAUCUACAUACACAGCACCAUUUGAUCGGGGAAAAUCCUUGGGUUCUGAAGGGGUGAAGUUCCAAGCUCUCAGAUGCUCCGGACGCUCAUACGUUAUGAAAUAUAUGAUGUAUGAGCGCUUGAUUACGGGCUCUCGAGACAGUUUGAUAUUGCCAUUCAAUCUAUGCUGUUUCCGAUGGAGAAAUUGGUGAGAGGAGUACAGAAUGUGAAUCGGAAGCGCUGGCCACUUGUUGUCCACCUGUUGGUCUUCAUUACAAUUUUGGAAACAGUCGUGGCACAGUUAUCGAACACGUCCAGUGCAGGAACAGAUUUUGAGGCGCUUGUGAAUAUCAGAAACUCAUUCGCAAGCACUUCUCUUUCUACAAAUUGGACCGGAUCGAACUUUUGCAGUAAUUGGAUAGGAGUGACGUGCAACAACGAAAGCCGGGUGGUCAAUCUGACUCUGAGUUCGAAGUCGCUCGCUGGUACCAUUCCUCUGGCUCUUGGAAAUCUUACUAGUCUAGAGACUCUUGAUCUUCAUGAUAACCAACUCAUAGGGUCGAUACCAAACGUCUUCUACAAUCUUUCCUUUCUCAAAGUCCUAGACCUUGGUCAAAACCUGCUUCACGGACCUAUUCCAGAUUCAGUGUGCUCAUCCUCAUCAUCGAGUCUGCUAAAACUAUCUCUGGAAAACAACAAUCUAACAGAAACGAUACCCACUCAUUUAACUCUUUGUACAAACCUGAAAGGUAUUUAUUUGGGUGGAAACAACUUCACUGGAUCUAUACCUAAUUCGUUUAGAAACCUUUCCAAUCUUGUAACUCUUGACAUUUCCUUCAACAGACUAACGGGGACCGUCCCGUCCCUUCCAGAUAGCUUAGAGACUUUGGCACUGAAAAAUAACAUUCUGACGGGUAAUCUCAGCAAUCUGUCUGGAAAUCUUCUCCCGAGUUCCUUGCAUAUACUGAGUUUAUCGGCAAAUUCGCUCGAAGGUGAAAUUCCAGGAGAUCUUGGCAACCUUUCAAAACUGAACAAGUUGGAGCUCAAUGACAACAGGUUUCAUGGAUCCAUUCCCGACACAUGGCAUCGGGAAACACAAGCAAGUCUCGAUACUCUAGAUUUCAGCGUAAAUAAUCUCUCUGGUAUUAUCCCACCCAGCAUUCAGAACCUUACAGAUCUGACGGUACUCAAACUGGACCGUAAUCACUUAUCAGGGAGUAUUCCCGGGUCAUUAGUGAACAUGCGUCUUUUGCACACCAUCAACCUUGCACAGAAUAACCUCACUGGAGAAAUUCCGCCUCAACUUGUGAACCUCUUGCACGUCAGUAUGCUCAAUCUCAGUUGGAAUCAGUUGACUGGUGUUGUCCCAGACGGAUUCUUCAGUCUAGAGCAGUGGAUAGGUGCAAUUCUCAGAUUUGACAACAACUCAGGCCUUGAGAUGAAUGUUGCAGCAGCCCCGGCAGUGAUUGCUCACGAGGUUUCACAACCAGCGGAUGGAAAGUCCUGGACGCUUACUAUCAUUCUUACUGUCGAUGGAUUGCUGGCUUUGGUUGACGCUUACGCUCUGUUACUUUACUGGAGAGUACGGAAGCCGAAAAAGGAGAAGAAUGAACCUGUAUCUAUGUGCGAGCCCAGCAUCGAAUUCUCGGUGUCUGUGGAAGUGUUGAGGAAAGCUACCAACAAUUUUCACGAGGACAACAUCGUGGGACGUGGUGCCAGAAGCAUCGUCUACAAGGGAACGGUGGGAAUUGGUCAGAUAGCUGUCAAGGUCCUGAGGAAGGAGAACGCAGAGAGGAGCAGAGAGUUGCUGCUCCGAGAGCUCCACACUAUGGGAAACGUUAGACAUCGCAACGUAUUGAGGAUUCUAGCAGUGUGCCCCGAAAUGGACAGUCUUGUGCUGGAAUUCAUGCCGUUCUCCAGUCUCGAGUUCUACCUGUACAAGAUGGUCGGUAGAGUCUGCCUCAGUUGGGAUACCCGAUUCAAAAUUCUGGUCGGUAUUGCACAGGGCUUGGUUUAUCUGCACAGGGAGCACCAAGAAACAAUUAUUCAUUGCGACUUGAAGCCCAGCAACAUUUUGUUGGACGCCGAUUUUGAGCCAAAGGUGGCGGACUUCGGCAUCGCCAAGUAUGUGCACACUGGCACUAGCGGAGAUGACUCCAUGUGCAGACUCUGUGGAACCACCGGCUAUAUCCCUCCGGAGUACGCAUGGGCAAGUCUGGCGUCAACCAAAGGAGAUGUUUUCAGUUUCGGCAUUGUGCUUCUCGAGACUUUGACUGCAAGGAAGCCUUAUGAAAAUUGGGAUGUCGAGGAAGGGCAACCUGGAAGCUUGGUGGAAGUCGUUAGAUCUGCUUAUCCUGAUAAAAUCAUGAGCAUCUUGGACGCCAACAUGGUCGCACUGGAACUCGUUGGCGGAUUGUAUCGACAAGAGGUAACGCUGGUAAUGAAGAUUGGUCUUCUGUGUACGCAGGACGAUCCAAGGAACAGACCAGAUAUGAUAGACGUUCUGAAUAUGCUGACAGAGAUCAAGGUACAGAGGUAUACGGAAGCUAAAAGCGAAAAGCUGCCUGAUGUUCUUGAGCUUGCAAAUUCUCCAACUAUUUGGGAUUUCGAGGAAAAUCAAACAUCACCCAUAUUGCGGAUGACGGAGGAAACAAGGCUCGAGGAUUGGAUAGCGAGGAGACAGAGGUGGAGGAGUUGAAAGCAAGAGGGACCCGUUGAUCAUGGUAUUGGGCUUCACCUUACUUUCUGAUUCCCACCACUCUUAGCAGAUGAUUUUUCUUUUCCAAGAUAGCGACAGCAAGGUAAUAAAUAACACGUCAGCAGGACCCAAUGAUGACGGUUAGGUUCUUCUUCACCAAGACCACCGAAGACCACCGAAGGUCAGGUUGCGUGCCUAGUCUCCGCACCAAACGAAAGUCUUGAAGUGCGUGACAUCUCCCCUCACUGUUGUAGCAUAUUUGACUUCAGCUCUACAUCUACUCGUAAUAAGAGCAGCAUAAUUCGGCUUCUCUCAUCUCUUACUAUGAGUAUGCAAUUGGGUUCAGAUUCUUGAGAAGAUACAUUAACGUUGAUAAUAUAUUGCACUUCGCUGUCUCAUUUGUGGUGUACAUUUAAGACAUUUCACUAGUAUUUUGACAGCAGACAGUUUAGAUCAGGACUCUUACCUUUCAAUUCUCAUUAGCACCCUCGAUCUGCCUCUCUUAAAUGGUGGAUCUACAUCGAAUGAGGAAAUCAUAUGCAGAAAAUCUACUUGAAGUACUAUUUCUGAAUUUUAAUUUCGAACAUCUGU
This is a messenger RNA of Marchantia polymorpha subsp. ruderalis, 3284 nucleotides long. The record is from the annotation of a GenBank genome assembly. NCBI's taxonomy places the organism in Eukaryota, Viridiplantae, Streptophyta, Marchantiopsida, Marchantiales, Marchantiaceae.